UUACAGACCAAUGGGAAUUACCUGCUGACCGGCGCCUAUGACAACACGGCCAAAGUUUGGACACACCCCCUGUGGGCGCCAUUAAAGACUCUCGCUGGGCAUGAGGGGAAGGUCAUGGGAGUUGACAUUUCACCGGACGGAGAAUUAAUCGCCACCUGUUCCUACGACAGAACCUUCAAGCUUUGGGCGGCCGAGGCCUAAAAUGACCCCCAUAUAGUGCCAUUGGGCGGAAUGUUCCCGGGGUGGAGAUAAGUGAUGCCAGGCUGCGGCCCUCCUGCUACAACUCUUAUCACUUCCUGUUGUUAAACUACAACUCCCAUCACCUCCUGCACCUUUAAUACCAGAACUGUCAUUGCCAGGAACUAAGUUUUGUGUUAGAUAUUGUUAUUUUUAUAUUCAAUUAAAAUCUUC
Molecule: messenger RNA, 411 nt
Organism: Xenopus tropicalis (tropical clawed frog)
Lineage: Eukaryota; Metazoa; Chordata; Amphibia; Anura; Pipidae
Gene: prpf4
Product: pre-mRNA splicing tri-snRNP complex factor PRPF4
Cellular component (GO): nuclear speck
Source: RefSeq, marked validated